UUGGAAAUACGUCAAUAGGGUUUAAAUUCCGGAUGAAACAUGAAAUUCGAUCUUCCCAAGUCUCACGCACAGACAAAGCCACAGCCUCGCUUUUUGAAUUUGUCGAUGAUGGCAAUGUAAUCAUCUGCCUUUAUAUGCGUCUUCCCUGUACGACCUUCCGUCUUCACUUCUCUAAUCCAAUUCUCAGUUCCAGUUCCAGUUCCAGAAUUUCUAGACCUUAUAGUGAAAGGAAAAUGGGGAGUGCUUCAUCAGUGCUUACUCAAUAUGAUAUUGAAGAGGUUCAACGACACUGCGAUAAUCUAUUUUCCCAGCAAGAAAUUGUGUCAUUAUAUCAAAGAUUUUGCCAACUAGAUCGAAAUGCCAAGGGAUUUAUAUCUGCUGAUGAGUUCUUAUCUGUGCCGGAGUUUGCUAUGAAUCCGCUCUCUCAGAGGCUGCUUAAAAUGGUUGAUGGUUUGAACUUUAAAGACUUUUUAUCUUUCUUGUCUGCAUUUAGUUCUAAAGCAAGCAUGCAGCAGAAAAUUGGACUUAUUUUUAAAGUGUAUGACACUGACUGUAAUGGGAAGGUUUCCUUUGACGACAUAAUGGAAGUGCUGCGUGAUUUGUCAGGUUCUUUCAUGUCUGAUAAGCAAAGAGAGGAAGUCUUGAGCCAAGUUCUGAGAGAAGCAGGUUACACGAGAGAUUCUUACUUAAUGCUGGAUAACUUCAUUAAGGGCAAAUAUUGGCAUUUAAAGAGAGGACUAGGAAUGCUUCCUGAAGUGCUACCCAGCCUGUGAAAACCAGAGUGUAAAAGGUUUUUGGCAAUUCUGACCUAAAAAUGGACGUUGAAGUUCCAGUUGACUAAUCUGUUGUCUUAAUUUGAUGUGAGUUUGUGGUGAUGGCGUGAAGAUUCGGGGAAGUGCACCUAUUAUGGAAUUGUUCAUCUCCUGUUAGAAAUACACACUUGUAUAAUUCCUCUAUCCUAUUGGCUGUGAAUGAUGAAGGACGAGCAAUCUGUACAUGCGAAUAAGCAUAAGUGCCUGUAAAUGAUUUCACUUGCUCUGUUGAAUGUGGCUUUGCUGUUAAUAACUUAAUUCCUUUGUACUCAGAUUCACAGAUGUUGCAUCUGUUUGAUUUAUGCAAUUUUUGUCACGAGCAA
Carica papaya (papaya) is the source of this 1135-nucleotide messenger RNA. RefSeq lists its product as uncharacterized. Gene Ontology annotation, molecular function: calcium ion binding. The record is from RefSeq and is a predicted model, not a curated record. NCBI's taxonomy places the organism in Eukaryota, Viridiplantae, Streptophyta, Magnoliopsida, Brassicales, Caricaceae.